Molecule: messenger RNA, 864 nt
Organism: Aspergillus tanneri
Lineage: Eukaryota; Fungi; Ascomycota; Eurotiomycetes; Eurotiales; Aspergillaceae
Exons: 7
Coding region: 1-864 (287 amino acids)
Source: RefSeq, a predicted model, not a curated record
AUGAGUGAUAUUCGAAAGCUGAUCCAGGACCUUAAAGAUCCUGAGCUGAAAUUAACUACGUUUCUACGAAGCCCUCAGCUGCAAGACCUCUGUCAAAACUAUAAUUGUAAUAGUUUAACAGAGAUUCAUCCAAGUUUUGCAAAUAUGGAUCGUUUUUCACUUUUGAUUUAUAAGGAGCGACUGGCCUUAUACCCUCAAGGACAGUACCUAAACGGACUUCAAUUUCAAAUGGAGCGGAAUUCUCAGCUGAAGGAGUAUGUUCACCUUUACGAAAAUAAUGAUGAGAAGAUCCAACAAUGGGCAGCUCAUAAAGCUGACCCAGUUAUUGCAGCUGGUCUUAAUAGAUUCUGUUCUAGAAUGGAUUCUAGUAUUUUUCAAAAGGCUAUACCUCAUACCAAUGCUGGAGAACAGUCACAUCAAAAGGGAUAUAUGUGGGGGAAAAAACUUUCUUUAGUUAAAGCUGUGGAAAGGGCUUACCAACUUGAUUCCCGAGAUGUGGAUCAGUAUCUAAGCCGAAAUAAUUAUAAUAUUCAUCAUUCCUAUCGUACGGACACUAUUGCCCAGCGGUAUGCAAAUAGCCUGAUCAGAGAACAGCGAAAACGCCGUCGACAAUCAUCGAAUUCCUCAUUACAGGCCCCGAUUGAUACCAUCGAGGAACCUAUACAGCCUUAUACCUCUUCAGGUUCUCCAUUUUAUCUCAUACAAGAUCUACAUCUAGAUCCAGAUCUAGAUCGAGUUCAAGAUCUAGUUCAAGGUCUAGUUCACGGUCUAGUUCAAGGUCAAGAGGUCAAACUCCAUCUAGGCAACGAGGCUCAAGACGGAGAGGCUCAUCGCUUCGCCAGGUUGCUUCUGAAAACAGCAUAA